Radiomyces spectabilis is the source of this 2135-nucleotide messenger RNA. Its product is annotated as ATP-binding cassette sub-family D member 4-like protein. The record is from RefSeq and is a predicted model, not a curated record. Gene Ontology annotation, cellular component: peroxisomal membrane. The coding region runs from base 64 to 1944 and encodes 626 amino acids. Gene Ontology annotation, biological process: peroxisome organization; fatty acid beta-oxidation; long-chain fatty acid import into peroxisome. The transcript is spliced from 11 exons. Gene Ontology annotation, molecular function: ATP hydrolysis activity; long-chain fatty acid transmembrane transporter activity; ATP binding. Lineage: Eukaryota; Fungi; Mucoromycota; Mucoromycetes; Mucorales; Radiomycetaceae.
GUCUCACUGACCAUUACUUCUUUUCAAUUUCUGGACGUCGAAAAAAAGACAUCACCGGUCGGAAUGCGACAACAACCCUUAGCAUUACCAGGGGACACUGAUCCUUCGAUUGAUCUUGAUGCCCAUGCCAGGACAUCCCACAAUACAUCCUACAGCUUUGAUUACCUCUUCCUCAAACGAUUCUGGCGGCUCUUGCGAUUGCUUUUCAAGCCGACAUCCUUGGCACCUCACGCAUUCUGGUCACCAAAAAAAGAAGCGAGACAAAAUAGCCUAUUCUGGCUCUACGUAAUAUUUGUUGCUCUGAGUUGCGGCAACGAAGUCCUAGUAUAUUUUGUCGGUCUGAUUCCUAGUCGCUUCUACACGAUAUUGACCAAUAAGGAUUUAAGCGGAUUCACUCAGUUUACCGUACCGUGCUUACUUUUGGUAUUUGGUGCAUCCGCCGGCAAGAGUCUGGUUACUUUUAUGGGGGGUCUGUUUGCUUUAAAAGCUCGAAGACUACUGACCGAACAUGUGCAAGCUCGAUACAUCCGGCCAAAAACGAUGUAUACGCUUGUUCUCAACCAUACAUCGAUUGAUAAUCCCGACCAACGUAUUGCUCAAGACAUUGAACGCUUUUCUGAUACGCUACGAAAAAUUGUGGAGCAGCUGAUCAUCAUGCCAUUACUGCUCAUCUCAUAUACAUGGCAGUGCUGGAAAGUCAGCGGUUUCAUGGGUCCCCUAUUUAUUUAUGCCUAUUUCAUCCUCGGUUCUGUGAUCAGUCGCAGAUUCAUUAAACCCAUCGUCAACGCCGUGUUUUACAAAGAAGCGCAAGAAGGCUAUUUCAGAUUUCUUCACGUCCGGCUGCGGCAAUAUGCGGAAUCCAUUGCCUUUUCCCAUGGCGAGAAGGAAGAGAAUAUUCGUGCCAAGGAUUCACUGGAUAGUUUGCUGGUCUUGCAGCGCUCCAUUGUGAACAAAGAGCUACCGCUCAACUUGGCGAACAAGAGUUUUGCCUACUUUGGGUCGAUCCUCAGCUAUUUUGUCAUUGCCAUUCCGGUAUUUGCGGGCGCUUUCGACGAUAAAGAUCCGGGCGACCUCAGCGCCAUUAUCAGCAAGAACUCCUUUGUCUCUAUGUAUCUCAUUUAUCUAUUCACAAGCAUCAUUGAACAGUCGAGCAAACUAUCCGAUCUCGCCGGUUACACCGCGCGUAUUGCAGAGCUGUUGGAAGCCAUAGAAGAUGUGGACAACGAAAUUGAGAAUAUCGAGAUCGAUUAUCCUUACAGGGAAGAUGAUCAAAGUAAUAAUGCUAUCGAGUUUGAAAAUGUCAGCAUAUGGACUCCACAGGGGAAAAAUGUGAUCAUAAAUUUGAAUCUUCAUAUUGCCAAAGGAGAGCAUGUUAUCAUUAUGGGUCCUAAUGGAAGUGGCAAGACAUCCGUGUUGCGGGCUUUAGCCGGUCUAUGGCCAUGUACAAGCGGGCGUCUACAUAUGCCGAAAAUGAAGCAUGGCAAAGACAUUGUAUUUUUGCCCCAGAUACCCUAUUUGAUCGAAGGUUCACUGAGAGAUCAGAUUACAUAUCCCAGUCUAGCUUCGGCAACCACUAUUUCCGAUGACGAAGUACGUUCACUUUUGGAACAAGUGCACUUGCCCCACCUCGAGUAUCUCGUCGAUUCUUUUGAUACAUGCUAUGGACCCCAGUGGAGCAAGAUGUUAUCGCCAGGAGAGCAGCAACGUCUGGUGUUUGCACGCAUUCUUUACUGGAAGCCUACAUUUGCUGCUCUGGACGAGGCAAUGAGUGGCAUGGAUAAUGCAACCGAAGCAUAUUUGUAUCGCCUUAUAAUCGAUAUGGGUGUCACUGUCAUCAGUGUGAGCCAUCACCGUGAUAUGAUACAGUUCCAUCGACAGCUCGUCGAAAUGGAUGGUCAAGGCGGCUAUCAGAUCACUCCUAUUGCUCCGUUGAUCACAUCAUAAAAUGCAUACUCGCACCCGUGUGUCCUCCCCCUCGACCAGGCGGUUGUUUUCUCCAUCAUUUUAUCUAAACAUCAGUUUCUUUUUCUUUUUGGUUCAUUUGGUUUAAAUCAUUUCACUCUGGCUUCAUCCAAAGUUGUAAACAAAAAAUGUCACAUCAUACCAGCAAAUACAAUUCACAAAGAGAAAUCCAG